Molecule: messenger RNA, 442 nt
Organism: Aegilops tauschii subsp. strangulata
Lineage: Eukaryota; Viridiplantae; Streptophyta; Magnoliopsida; Poales; Poaceae
Product: chaperone protein dnaJ 11, chloroplastic
Source: RefSeq, a predicted model, not a curated record
UGCUUUGUGUCAAGGAAUUCAUGGCUACGUUCGCGACAUCAUCUUCGGUGGUGAUGUGGUCGGCUCGCCCUGGGCAGGUGGCAGGGGCUCGGCGGUGUGUGGUGGCGCGUGCGUCCGCGACGAUGGCGGCACCGGCGGCGGUGGCCACAGGUAGGACGCACUACGAGGUGCUCGGGCUGGGCGCCGGGAGCAGCAAGGGCGAGAUCAAGGCCGCCUACCGGCGCCUUGCCAGGGAAGUGCACCCUGACGCCGUCGGAGGUGGCGGCGACGAGGGGUUCAUCCGGCUGCACGCUGCCUACGCCACGCUCGCCGAUCCCGACGAGCGCGCUCGCUACGACCGGGACGUCACCUGCCGCGCCGCGGGGAUGAUGAUGCAGCGGGCGGCCGCGGCCGGGCCGGCGUUCCGGCGGAGGACGUGGGAGACCGACCAGUGAUGGUAGGA